AUGCCUUCUUUCAUUGUCACCCUCAAGGACGAUGUGUCCGAUGAACAGCUUGCCGCAGCCAAGCAGAAGGCUAAGGAUGCCGGCGGCAAAAUCACCCACGAGUACACCCUGAUCAAGGCCUUCACCGUUGAAUACCCCGAGGGCACUGUUCACUCGCUCGCCGAUGACCCCUCAGUGCAGACUGUCGAGGAGGAUAAGGAGAUGAGGACGCAGUAA
This is a messenger RNA of Trichoderma aggressivum f. europaeum, 216 nucleotides long. RefSeq lists its product as uncharacterized. The record is from RefSeq and is a predicted model, not a curated record. Bases 1 to 216 code for a protein of 71 amino acids. Gene Ontology annotation, molecular function: endopeptidase inhibitor activity. Gene Ontology annotation, biological process: vacuole fusion, non-autophagic. NCBI's taxonomy places the organism in Eukaryota, Fungi, Ascomycota, Sordariomycetes, Hypocreales, Hypocreaceae. The transcript has 4 exons.